GGCUGCUGUUAUUGUUGUCUGCUUUUUAUUUUCGAUCGGCUUUAAAAGUGAAACCGCCCUCGAAGGAGCCCACAGUACUUCCACUUGCGCAGGGUAAUUGCGGGGAUGCGUCAGCAGUGCGGCAGAGUUUACACGUGGAAUUGUGCUGGCGAACUCUAUGGCGUCGAGUGUUCCCUGUGCGAGGAGCGUCCUUUGUGCGCGCUUUCCGAAUUUCCGGAGCACAUGUUCGUAUGGCAUUCCGAUUGGGAGGCCCCCGAAGCUAAUAGUUUCGAAGAAACCAAAUCGGGUGGCGUUCCCGAGGAUGAGCUUAUGCAGGAGGUGCUAGCGGAGCAACGAACGAACGGCGAGGACAAUGAACUUAAGCAGCAACUUGUCUCGCAAUUAAAUGCCGUUGCGAAGGAUGCGGUAGCAAAGGCAGAGAUAGUUGCAGUUAUUGAAGGAGAGAAACAAACUGAUAAAGAUAAUUUGGAAAAUGUAAAGAUCGGUACAUCGGAAGAAUCAGCGGAUGCCUGGGAUGCAGCAAUAAAAACUUAUCCUAUUCCCGAUUCUACUGUGCAGGAGAUCUCACCUGUUCCAGAGGGCCAGCGACUUACGACGAAACAUGUGAACCGCCUUAUCGACCUUUAUCGAUCUGAGCCUUGUCUUUGGAAUCAGACGCAUGAGGAGUUCCACAACAUGGAGUUGUGUCGCCAAUCCUGGAGUCGGAUCACAGAAGCCUGGAGUGCCUACUGCGGUCGGAGUUUUAGCAUGACGGAAGUUCGGAUCAGGGUAUCGACGCUGUGUCAGCGAUUUAUUAAGCAAAGGGAGCGUUUGGAAGCGGAUGGCGAACUGGAUGAAAAUGCAAAGUUUGCACACUUUGAUCAACUGAACUUCCUAUCUGAACAGCAAUCGCUGUUAAAACGGCAACGCCACUAUGCCCGGGAGAACAGCCGUCUUCUGGAGUUUUACGAGCACUACCCAGUCCUGUGGCACAACGCACACAAGCGGAUGCGUUGCGCAGAGACCGUACGCCAGCGACAAGACGCUCUCUUGGGUCUCCAGUUGGCGUUAAAACUCUCGGGGAUUAGCCUAUCGCCCGUGGUCAUUCAGCGACGUUUGCAAUCGCUGCGAAAACGCUAUCGCCUGGAGAAGAUGUGCUAUCUGCAAAGCGUAGUAGAGGAAAAACAGUCGGAGUUUGUAUCCGGGUUUGAGCACUACGCGGAAAUGGAGUUCCUGCACAAGCACAUUGACCCUUAUGUGUGUGCUGUGUGCGGAAAGAUCUUUGAGAAUCUGGUGGGACACCAAACACAUGUUCAAAAUACCUGUGGAGUGAUAAAAAUGGAAAAAAAGGUAGAUGGUUCGGAGGGAAAUCAGGAACUUAAGGAACAUUUGGCGGAUAUGUUGAAUGAGGAGAAAACCCUAGUUGAAAAAGUGAGCCAACAAUCGAUGAAUCUUUUGAAGGAAAGACUUCAGGAACCCCUUGAAAACAUCAAAUUUUUGAAGGACCUUGCAGAGAAUAGAAUAGGCUUAAGAGAUGUCCAGGAUUCUCGAAUGCCAAAUCUAUCUGAUGCCUGUGCCGCUGCCCAAUUGGAAGAUCCUUACGAUCUACACACCCCCCUAAACCUAAUUGAGGGCGACACCUUUGAGAGGGGACCACGUUUUCGUUUGACUCUUCAACAAGCUCAAGAUCUGGUCCGACAAUAUCGAUUCCAUGCGUGCCUGUGGGAUCCCAAUCAUCUAGACUACCAUUCCCGAAGACAACGAAAACUUGCAUGGAAUGCCAUUUCGGGGGAACUGAACCUAAAUACAACUGGACAACGAAUCAGCUGGCAGAUUUUGCACCGAAAAAUCACGGAUUACACCAAGUACUAUCGCAAAGAGAGGAAAAGGCAAAUAAAGGAGGAGGAUAAGGAUUCCAAAUGGAACCUGUUUGAGGAGUUUCGCUUUCUAGAUGACGUAUUGCCCAUUAGCUCCGAAAUGCAGAAAAGCCUUAAUCAGCGAGAUAGCAAUCUCAAGAUCAUAACCGCUUACCAGGCAUAUGCGCAGCUGUGGUGCACCGAUCAUCCUGAUUAUACGAAACGGAAGCAGCGACAGCGGCAAUUGGAAUCCUUGUGUAGCAGACUACAGGAAGAUUUCAAUCUGCAGAUGACGGUGGAACGCCUGAAGAGUCGCCUUAUAGAAUUUCGAUGCCAGUAUCGCCACUGCAAGGAGGCCCGAAUUGCGGCCCAUGAGAAAUCUGAGCAGUGGAUCCCAAACUAUGAGUAUUAUGAACAGCUACGCUUCUUGGAACUUCACGUGGCGCCCUUUCAGUGCCUCAGUUGUACAGAGUCCUUUAAGAGACGUACAGAUUACCUGCAGCAUGAAAAGAAUGUCCAUGGCGACGUGGAUAAAUCACUGAACGGUGAUUUUUACUAUAUGAGACGGCGUAAAGGUAGGAAAUCCCUUCAGGAGAAUUUGCAACAGGAUCAUGACCUGGCAAACAUAUGCCACAUUUGUGGUCUCAAGUUUUCACUGAGAAACAGCCUUUUGGCCCAUCUGCGACGACAUUUAGGCCAGAAAACUCACGCAUGCACCGAAUGUCCAAAGAAGUUUUUCAGCUCCACAUCCUUGCGGGUCCACCACAGGAGUCACACCAAAGAACUGCCCUACGUUUGCGAGCAUUGCGCCCGAGGAUUCGUUAAUGCCAGCAAAUUGAAUCAGCAUACCAAGCGACACAGGAACCAGCGGGAUUUUCCCUGCAAUAGAUGUGACAAGGCUUUUUUUACGGCACACGAAAGGGACCGGCAUUUGCGCGUCCAUCUAAACAUCCGUGACAAGGUGUGUCCGUACUGCUCCCGGGCCUUUGUUGUGGGCAGUGCCUACUAUGCCCAUCUGAACCUCCACCGCACUGAGAAGCGCUACACAUGUGGAGCCUGUGGCAAGAAGUUCUCUCAAUACGCCGGACUCUAUAAGCACCGUAGGCGAUGCCUACCAACAGAAGUAUUAGAGGAAUGAUUCUCCCAGCUUUUAACAUAAACAAAACUAAAAAUUUAAGGGCACUUUUUAAGGGUUAAAAUAAAAAUUAGGCUUAUCUUUAAAAUGUAUGUACGAGAAAACAAUGACUCCAAAAUAAACACAUUUGUUACAUUUUUUA
Molecule: messenger RNA, 3112 nt
Organism: Drosophila eugracilis
Lineage: Eukaryota; Metazoa; Arthropoda; Insecta; Diptera; Drosophilidae
Exons: 3
Coding region: 106-2973 (955 amino acids)
Biological process (GO): regulation of transcription by RNA polymerase II
Cellular component (GO): nucleus
Molecular function (GO): DNA-binding transcription factor activity, RNA polymerase II-specific; sequence-specific DNA binding
Source: RefSeq, a predicted model, not a curated record